AUGGGACUGCUGUGUUUGGGCGUCGGGCCGCUGCGAAUCCGCGCCAGGACUGUCCGCAGCUGGAGCAGAGAAUUCUCCUCUAUUUCCACAACUCGUCACAAUAGCAGUGCAGCUGCAGCUCUGAAAGCAUCAAGUACAAAGAGAAAUUGUGAAGGAUUUUAUCAACUUGGUUUUCCUCUCGCCAGGUCACUAAGUGCGAACAAACCCCCUAGAGGUUUUGAAAAAUUCUUCCCCAAAAAUCAACAAAUCAACCAAUCUGCUGAAAAAGGAAAGGUCAAAGACCCAGAGCCAUUUCAAGCAGAAAACGAAUCUGAUGAUGGAAACAAAAACCAUCAAAGAGAAGAAAAGCACAAACGAUUUGAUUGGUGGACUUGUUUCCAGGAGAAGUGGUCCUUUAAUAACACAAUAGUUUUAAAUAUUGCCAUUGGUGCAGCUGGAGUUGCCUCUGCUUUUUUGUUCUUCCAUUUCCGUGAGACAGGGGUCCAUAUUUCCUGGAAAGACUUUGUGGAGCAUUACUUGUGCAAAGGCUUGGUGGACCACCUGCAGGUGAUCAACAAACAAUAUGUCAGAGUCAUUCCUGUCCAUGGAGUUGAUACUUCACAAGUGAAUUACUUGUGGUUCAACAUUGGCAGUGUGGACUCCUUUGAACAUAAUUUGGAGGUGGUUCAGCAAGAGAUGAAGUUAGAGUGUACUAAAGUCCCUGUAAUCUAUUCCAGUGAAACUAACAGCACAGCACUUUUAGGAAUUGUAGCUCCUCUACUGUUGAUGGGGCUUUUACUCUUGGCCACACAACACCCUCUGUCAGGGCGGCGCAUCCGAGGACAUGGCACAAGUGUUUUCAGUCUGAGUGAAUCCAAAGCCAAGUUAUUAAAACACAACACAGGUGUUAAGUUCGAGGAUGUAGCUGGAUGUGAAGAAGCCAAACUUGAAAUUAUGGAGUUUGUUAAUUAUUUGAAGAACCCAGAGAAAUACAGAGACCUCGGAGCAAAAAUUCCAAAGGGCACUCUAUUAUCAGGGCCUCCUGGUACAGGGAAGACACUACUGGCCAAAGCAACUGCAGGAGAAGCUGAUGUCCCAUUCAUAUCUGUGAACGGCUCAGAAUUCCAGGAGAUGUUCGUUGGUGUGGGUGCCGCAAGAGUGAGGGAUAUGUUUGGCCUGGCACGGAGGCAUGCCCCUUGCAUCCUGUUUAUUGACGAGAUUGAUGCACUGGGCAGAAAGAGAGGAAAUGGCCACUUUAGCUCCCACAAUGAACAGGAGAACACUCUCAACCAGCUACUUGUAGAAAUGGAUGGUUUUAAUAGCAGCACUAAUGUGAUCAUUUUGGCUGGCACCAAUCGAGCUGAUGUCCUGGAUCCAGCUUUGAUGAGGCCUGGACGCUUUGAUCGCCACAUUCUUCUAGAGCCUCCAGAUAUUAAAAGUAGAGCAGCUAUUUUCAAGGUGCAUCUAAGAAAUCUGAAGUUAGACUCUUCUAUAAAACUUGACCUUUUUGCGACAAAACUUGCUGCACUGAUGCCCGGAUUUUCUGGGGCUGAUAUUGCUAAUGUGUGCAAUGAAGCUGCUUUGAUUGCGGCGCGUCAUCUUAACCCACAUGUCGACUCUAAGCACUUUGAACAGGCCAUGGAAAGAGUCAUUGGAGGUCUAAAACACUCCUCCCACAUUCUGCAGCUCGCAGAGAGGACUACUGUAGCAUACCAUGAGGCUGGACAUGCGGUCACUGGAUGGUUUUUAGAAUAUGCAGACCCUCUUCUUAAGGUGUCCAUUGUUCCCACGAGUAAAGGUUUAGGUUAUUCCCAGUAUUUACCUAAAGAACAUGAUUUGUUCAGUCGGGAACAACUAUUCGACCAAAUGUGCGUGGCUUUAGGCGGGCGAGUGGCCGAGGAGGUUUUCUUUAAACGUCUCACCUCUGCCGCUCAGGAUGACCUCAGGAAAGUCACGCAGUCUGCUUAUGCGCAGGUUACACAAUUUGGAAUGAGUGAGGCAUUUGGCCCGAUGUCUUUUGAUCUGCCUCACGCUGGAAGCAUUGUUCUGGAGAAGUCUUUCGGAGAGCCCACAGCUCGACUCAUAGACGAGGAGGUCCGUGUACUCGUGGCCGCAGCCCACAAACACACACUGAAGCUUGUCACUGAGAAGAGACAAGCCGUGUCCCUGGUCGCCAAACGACUUCUUGAAAAGGAAUCCUUGCACAGGUCCGACCUGGUUGAGCUGCUGGGACCUCGGCCAUUUAAAGAAAACUCCUUGUUUGAAAAAGACUUGAUAGAAGACAACCGAAACGUGAAAGAAGCAUAA
Knipowitschia caucasica is the source of this 2286-nucleotide messenger RNA. Lineage: Eukaryota; Metazoa; Chordata; Actinopteri; Gobiiformes; Gobiidae. The record is from the annotation of a GenBank genome assembly.